AUGGCGGGACGAGUUUCAUGGAUAGGUCUCGGAAACAUCGGCCGUGGCAUGAGCCAAAACAUCGCCCAGAAAGGUCCCCAAACUGGCCCGCUCCUUCUCUACAACCGCACAACUGCACGAGCAACAGCCCAUGCGUCCGAACUCACAAACGCUAAAGCCGUAACAACCCUCGCCGAAGCAGUAAAUGAAUCCGAUUUGAUCUUUACCUGCGUCGGCGACGACACCGCCCUCGACUCAAUUGUCACCGCAAUCCUCUCGGAUCCCAGAAUCUCGCAAGACCUGUCUGACAAGACCUUCAUCGAUUGCUCAACUGUGCACCCGGAUACAUCCCGACGAACCGAAGCAGCCUUCCACGAGCGAGGAGCAGGCUUCGUCGCCUGUCCCGUUUUCGGGGCACCGAAUAUGGCAGACGCAGGACAACUUAUUGUCGUUCCGGCUGGGAAGCGUGCAUCAAUCGAGAAAGUGCGACCAUUCUUCAACGGUGUCGUGUCCAAGAAAACGAUUGACCUCUCAUCUGGAAGUGGAGCUGAUAUAGACGUUGGACGGGCGUCCACACUGAAAGUACUGGGUAACACGUUCAUUCUCAAUACUGUCGGUGUUCUUGCUGAGGCGCUUGUUGCCGCUGAGGCGUCUGGCCUUGGGGUUGAGCCGUUGCAAGAAUGGCUGGGGCUUUUCGCGCCAGGUCCAUUUGCCAAUUAUGCGGAGAGAAUGGUGGGCGGGGAUUAUUGUACCCGGGAGGAGCCGCUUUUUGCAGUUGAUCUUGCCCGGAAGGAUCUGGGACAUGCUUAUGGGAUUGCGAAAGAGGGAGGACUGCGGAUGAAGAAUGUUGAGGUUAUGGAUGGGCUUCUGGAGGAUGUUAAGGAGGCCAAGGGGGUCAAGGGAGAUGUUGCUGCUGUUUAUGGGGCGGUUAGAAAGGGGGCUGGGAUGGAGUUCGGGAAUCAAUGA
Molecule: messenger RNA, 945 nt
Organism: Penicillium mononematosum
Lineage: Eukaryota; Fungi; Ascomycota; Eurotiomycetes; Eurotiales; Aspergillaceae
Product: NAD(P)-dependent oxidoreductase
Exons: 2
Coding region: 1-945 (314 amino acids)
Molecular function (GO): NAD binding; NADP binding; oxidoreductase activity, acting on the CH-OH group of donors, NAD or NADP as acceptor
Source: RefSeq, a predicted model, not a curated record